Molecule: messenger RNA, 741 nt
Organism: Pyricularia pennisetigena
Lineage: Eukaryota; Fungi; Ascomycota; Sordariomycetes; Magnaporthales; Pyriculariaceae
Exons: 3
Coding region: 1-741 (246 amino acids)
Biological process (GO): carbohydrate metabolic process
Molecular function (GO): polygalacturonase activity
Source: RefSeq, a predicted model, not a curated record
AUGGACGUCGCCAUCACCGGAACCAUCAAAUUCACCGUGGAGAUGGAGGAUUGCGAGGCGCCAACUCGUUCGAGUAUCUCUUUCAAGGCUUUUGUAGCUUUUGGAAGUGGGGAGGCGAGGAUGUCGAUAUCUUUGGCCAUGGCGUCGGGGAAAUGGAAGGCAGCGGCCAGGUUUGACACGAUAGAAGUAGAGGUCAAAAACACAGACGAUUGCGUAUCCUUCAACCCCAAUACGUCCGCGUUCGUGAUCCAGCACCUAGCCUGCACGGGUUCGCACGGCAUCUCGGUCGGGUCCCUUGGCCGGUGUUUUGGCCAAACCGACGUGGGCGAGGACCUGUACGUUUACAAGACGUCCAUGGCCGACGCGUCCGACGGCGCUCGCCUGAGUCGCAUCAGGAACGUGACGUACCACGGGUUCCGCAGCCGCAACACCGACAGUGCCAUCGCGGUCGACCAGUGCUACGGGCAUAAGAAUGCAACGCUGUGCCGCGCCCACCCGUCCAGAGUGGAGAUGGAGGAAGUCUUGUUCAAUGACGUUACCGGAACGACGUCCAAGAGGUUCGAUCCGCAGGCUGGUCAGCUUGUCUGUUCGGCUCCUGAGCUAAGUUUGAUACAUCAUCAAGGGCAACUUGUUGGUAGGGAGCCGCUCUGGGUUUGCGAGGGUUUUGAUACGUCCCAUUUGAGGCUCAAGUGCCAAAAGCGGACAAAAUCGGCGACGAGUAGUUAUGUGAAGAGGUGCUGA